Messenger RNA from Cervus elaphus (red deer), 2704 nucleotides. It is a transcript of the gene NDE1, whose product is annotated as nudE neurodevelopment protein 1. Lineage: Eukaryota; Metazoa; Chordata; Mammalia; Artiodactyla; Cervidae. The record is from RefSeq and is a predicted model, not a curated record. The coding region runs from base 179 to 1138 and encodes 319 amino acids. Gene Ontology annotation, cellular component: centrosome; kinesin complex; kinetochore. The transcript has 9 exons. Gene Ontology annotation, molecular function: microtubule binding. Gene Ontology annotation, biological process: cell migration; vesicle transport along microtubule; establishment of mitotic spindle orientation.
CGCGGUCCCGGGGCGCGGCAGCCAAUGGAUGACGCCGGCCGCGGACGCGGGGGCGGGGGCGGCGGCCAGAGGCCGGGGGCUGCACCGCCUCCCGCCGCCGCCGCCGCCGCCGCUGGUCCGCAGAGCCGGAGCCGACAUUAUGCACCAGGAGGAGUGACCACUUACCCCCGUUUCCACAAUGGCGGACUCGGGCAAGACCUUCAGCUCCGAGGAGGAGGAAGCCAACUAUUGGAAAGACCUGGCUAUGACCUACAAGCAGAGGGCAGAGAACACGCAAGAGGAGCUCCGGGAAUUCCAGGAGGAAAGCCGGGAAUACGAGGCAGAACUGGAGACCCAGCUGCAGCAAACUGAGAGCAAAAACAGGGACCUGCUGAUGGAAAACAACCACCUUCGCAUGGAGCUGGAGACCAUCAAGGAGAAGUUUAAAACACAGCAUUCUGAAGGCUACCGGCAGAUCUCAGCCUUGGAGGAUGACCUUGCCCAGACAAAAGCCAUUAAAGAUAAACUGCAGAAGUACAUCAGAGAGUUGGAGCAAGCCAACGAUGACCUGGAAAGAGCCAAACGGGCCACGAUCAUGUCGCUGGAGGACUUUGAACAGCGUUUGAAUCAAGCCAUCGAAAGAAAUGCCUUCCUGGAGAGCGAACUGGACGAGAAGGAGAAUCUCCUGGAAUCUGUUCAGCGACUAAAGGAUGAAGCCAGAGAUUUGCGGCAGGAAUUGGCCGUGCAGCAAAAGCAGGAGAAACCCAGGACGCCCAUGCCCAGCUCGGUGGACGCCGAAAGGAUAGACACAGCGGUGCAGGCCACUGGCUCCGUGCCGUCCACCCCCGUAGCUCAUCGAGGACCCAGCUCUAGUUUAAACACUCCUGGGGCCUUAAGACGUGGUCUGGACGACUCAGCUGGGGGGACCCCCCUCACGCCUGCAGCCCGGAUAUCAGCCCUCAACAUCGUGGGAGACCUGCUGCGGAAAGUGGGGGCCCUGGAGUCCAAACUUGCUUCCUGCCGGAACUUCGUGUACGAUCAGUCCCCAAGCCGAGCCAGUGGCCCAGCCUCAGGGCGGGGGAGCAAAAACAGAGACAGCGUGGACCGGCGGCCGGGCGGCAGCAGCGUGCCUCUAGGUGACAAAGGGAGAGAACAGUGAGACCCAGUGAGACCCUGCUCCCGACCCUGAUAUUCACCCUUGUAACUUGGUGGGCCCCCGCGCUAGCCAGCCUAGAACAGCUGUAAUGUCCGCUUAACUUGGUUUGCUCUGUCUGAAGGUUGGGAAAACGCCUGGAGUUUGGGAAGCCGCCAUCGAGUGUUUCCUCAGCGUCGCUGCCGUCAGCCCAGGGUGUAGUCAAGAUGUUGCUUUAGGAAAGCCACGGAAGCCGAGGCGAGCCCUUCCCCUCCUUCCCUCUUUAAACUAGGUUUUGGGUGUUUUUUUUUUUUUUUUUUUAAGUUAGUUUGAGAAAUACGAGCAAGCAGUCACACAUAGCCAAGGGACCAGGGCCAUCGCCGGGGGCCCUGGGUUGGUGGCCGCAGGAAAUGCAGUCCCUUAACCCCCGGCCUCCGUGCUGGCAUGUACAGCCAGGGGCCGGGACCAACCUGACCUUCUGGAAAGGGCGACGUGGGUGCCAAGGCUGCCCCAUCCUUGUCAGCUGAGCUGAGUCCCAGCUGGUCUUGAGAGGUGUUUUUAGUGAUCGGAGACACCUAUGAAGUGGAGUGUGAGCCCAUCCUAGGCGCACCCUGCCCCCCACAGCUGGUGCUUCUUCCAGAACAAACUCUCCAGCGCGCUAUGGCACAGCAGGGGUCAGCGCCCUGAAAUCAUGCCCGGGGUGGAGAAUAGAACAGGCACGUACCUUUUAUUCAAACUGUGGUGUGGUGUACCUCCGAGACUUUUUUUAAAGUGGAGUAUAAUUGCUUUACAAUGUUUAGUUUUUGCCGUCCGGCAAAGUGAAUCAGCUACGUGUAUACAUAUAUCCCCUUCCUCUUGAGCCGCCCAUCCCACCCCUCUAGGUCAUCACAGAGCACCGAGCCAAGCUCCCUGGGCUAUAUAGCAGCUUCCCACUAGCUCUAUUUUAUACACGCAUACCUCCAAGACUUUUAAUCUGCCUGACACUGAGGCUUUUAGACGCAUGCUUGAGUUUCAGUGUAAAUUUUGUGGGGACCAGGUCAGUGGAAAAUCUGUGUCGCCUUUAGACCUAUCCUUGUCCCGAGCCUCCCACCCUGGUCUGGGAGUGACCUCUGCUUCUGAGGGUUUCUGGGGUGUGAUGGCCUUAGCCAUGCAGCCCCUGAGAACAGGACUUCAUGUAAAGCCUUGAUGAAAUAAUCAAGGGGACCUUCAGAUAAGACGAAGCCACCAGGGUUGCAUUGGGAGCGUCCUCAUUAAAGAAGAAACGAACCCAGGAUUUCCAUGCAGACGGCAUGUGGCUCCUCCCUGCUGGUUUUGAACAGCCGCCUCACACUCUGGACACAAGUAAAAAGAACACGUGAAUUCAGGCAUAUGCAUGCAGCCUAACAGCCUUCCGUUACUAAGUUAUUUUUCCAAAAGAACAGCAAAAAUACCCAGUUGAAAACAGAACUUUUCAAGUGCUACUGAAAUUCAGCAGAGAAUUAAACUCGCAUGCUCACCUCAUUACCAUGGCAACAUUCUAACCUGUAUCGGUAAAAGAUGUACUUUUAUUUUUUUAAAAGAACAAUAAAAUCAAGAGAAACUGGUUUUCAGCUA